Molecule: messenger RNA, 1779 nt
Organism: Gordionus sp. m RMFG-2023
Lineage: Eukaryota; Metazoa; Nematomorpha; Gordioida; Chordodea; Parachordodidae
Exons: 4
Coding region: 16-969 (317 amino acids)
Biological process (GO): copper ion transmembrane transport
Cellular component (GO): plasma membrane
Molecular function (GO): copper ion transmembrane transporter activity
Source: RefSeq, a predicted model, not a curated record
GACUUUUAUAUUAGUAUGGAUAUGGAACAUAUUAACCAUCAUAUGACAGAAAAUAAUACAAAUCAUGAUCAUCAUUUAACUUUAAAUACAGAAUCAUUAGUAACAAAUUUGAUAAACAAAGUAGUUGAAAAUUCUUCCCAUUUAAUAACUGAUGCGUUUAAUCAAACAAACGAUUUGAUCACCGAAUCUUUAACUACUCCAAUCUUUAAUCAUCAUGAUCAUGGAAAUGUGCAUGAUAUGCACUCAUCCAUUCCACAUAUAAAUUCUUCACAACAUUCACAUGCUAAUCAUUCAAUGCACCAACCAAAUCAUCAUAAUAUGGGUGGUGGACAUGCAAUGACAUUUCACGGCGGCCACCAUCAGGUGCUAUUUUUCGACGCUUGGAAAAUAUCGACACCUACAACCCUAUUCUACGCCUGUUUAGGCGUGUUCGUAUUUUCGGUGCUUUACGAGGGUCUCAAAGUUUUCAGGGAACACCUGAUGUCCCAUCCUUUAUUCGCUUCCUCCAGACGAUACCCUUCCCUUUUCUCCAAAGUUUUUCACGUCUCCCAAAGCGGCGAUGCGGGUAUGGGCAAAAUUCGUCACGAGAGCGGUUGUUGCGCGACGCGACUCCGACCCGAGCAACACGUUUCUCGGCAUAUGAUAGUCGGGGACGGGGUGGACGAUUCUCCGCCAUACAAUAAGUUCCAGGAGGAUAAUGGCCCAACAAAGAACUAUUCCGACUUCAACGUACAAGGUUUCAGGUCUUGCGAUUGCAAAAGCAGCCCGACAUUUUCCUUAUUCGAUCACAUACUCCAAUCCUUGAUUCACAUCGUCCAAACCGGCCUGGGCUUUAUGUUAAUGCUGAUAUUCAUGACCUUCAACGUUUAUUUGUGUCUAGCACUCUUGUUGGGAGCCGGGUUCGGUUACUUUUGCUUCGCCUGGAAACGCAGAAUCGCCAUAGUGGACGUCACUCAACAUUGCAAUUGAUUGACAGCUCUAUCCCCCCGCUUUUAUAUUUACACAAGAAUAAAUGUAUAACAAUCCCCACCCCACCUUCCAUUUAUUAUAAGUCCUUGUUUUUUUUUUCUUAUGAUUUUUGGAUAAUUUCCGCCAUUUUAUAUACUUUCCAAAAUAUCGAGUCAGAUUUGAGGGGGCAAUAUUUUAGUUUUAAAAGAAAAACUCAAAAAUUUAAAAAUACUUUUGAUGUUAUAAAUUUUCGCUUAUAAAUUUUUAUAAAUAAUUUAACAAUAAAUUAAUUAUUUGUUAGAAAAAAAAAAUUGUUUCAAAUAUAAAUAUUUUAUUGAAACAUUUUACAAUAAAAAAUAUUUAUUUUAAUUAAAAUACUUUAUAAUUAUUAUAUAUUUUUUUUAAAAAAAAAUAUUGCUUUCCUUAUAAAUCCCCUACUAAUUUUCCUUAUUGAAGGCCACGUCAUCCUUUAUGACCGGAAAUGAGUUUGUCGCGAAAUAAACUUUUGCGACAUUCUCUCUAAUUGCUUACUUAUACUUUUUAUUGUUUAUGAUAAUGCGAUUGAAAAAAAUAUCUGUCCAAAAUAUAAUUUUUUAGCAAAAUGCGAAAAAAAAAAAUUUUUUUUAAAGCGAAUAUAGCAAUUAUAUAUAUAUUAUUAAUUAAAACAUUUAUUUUUUUGGAUUUCGCAAAAAAUAAAAUUAUUAUUAAUUUUUUUUUCUAAGAAAAAUGCACUCGAAAUCAAAGUCUUUCUUUUUAUAUUACAUAUAUUAUAUUUAUUUUUAUUUCAUUUUGCUAUGGGCCAAAAAUAAAAAAAUAUUUUGUUUUUGUGUA